UUAUAAUUAUCAUUUUGAAGUAUUCGAAAGAAAUUAUAUGUAAAUAUUUUAAUAGAAUUUGAAAUUUUCUAAAGCAAUUUUUGAUGAUGAUCCUGUGAUUAAUAAUAAUAAUAAUAACAAAUGGAUUUAGAAUCAUUCACCCCUUAAUAUUCACCUGUCGUUUACCCUGUUGAAAAUGAUGAACAAUCAUUUGAGGCUUCACAAUAUUUUAUUCAAAAUAGCAUUCAUGAAUAAAACAGUUUAGGAGCAACUUAAGCUAAAACUUAGUCGAUGGUUUAUCAAUCAAAAGAUCUGAAAUAUAAAAAUUUUCCAAAACUAAUUGGUAAUAAUUUUUUGAAAUGGGUAAGAAAGUAAGUUGAUGAGAAAAAAAUGGGAUAAAUUCCUAAAGGAAUUGAGGAUUUAAUUAAAUCAAGGCAGAAAUGCCGCCAACCAAAUUUUACGAUUAAAGAUCUCUAAAAAUUAUGCCAUGAUUAAGAUUCUUAAAAGAUUUUUCAAGAGUUCAUGUAAUAUUAAUUGUUUUUGGAUUUAUUCCACAGCAAUAAAAUCGCAGAUCCCGUCUCUUAUAUCCCAGGGAUUAGUAACUAUUAUUAAGCAGCGGAAGAGCCUGAUAAGAUGAAGAGUAAUUAUUUAACCAGAAAUUAAUUUACAUAAGCUUCCAAAUAAAACUGAAUUAUAUA
Molecule: messenger RNA, 677 nt
Organism: Paramecium octaurelia
Lineage: Eukaryota; Ciliophora; Oligohymenophorea; Peniculida; Parameciidae
Source: the annotation of a GenBank genome assembly